UAUAAUUUUCUAUAACCAGUGUCCAGUGACACAUACCUCGUGUUAGCGGGAGGAAAAUACGCGAAGAACGUAUAGGUUAGCGUGUGUAUUUUAAAUAUUAAUAAGAAGUUUGACCCAUCGUUUUUCAAGAUUCCCUUCCAAUUCGUUCACGCUAAUGUAAAUUGAAAUUAUUGCAAUCAUGGCGGUACGUGUACAAUUCGAAAACAAUAACGAGGUCGGAGUCUUCUCCAAGUUAACAAAUUCUUAUUGCCUCGUAGCAAUCGGUGGUUCUGAGAAUUUUUACAGUGUAUUCGAAGCUGAGUUAGGCGAAACCAUUCCCGUUGUUCAUGUGUCAGUGGCGGGAUGCCGGAUUAUAGGACGAUUGUGCGUUGGAAACAAAAAUGGCCUUCUGGUGCCAAACACAACAACAGACACAGAACUGCAGCACAUUCGAAAUUCACUGCCAGAUAAUGUUAAAGUUCAAAGAGUUGAAGAAAGACUGUCAGCUCUUGGUAAUGUUAUAGCAUGCAAUGACUAUGUGGCUUUAGUACAUCCGGAUCUUGACAGGGAGACAGAAGAAAUUUUAGCUGAUACUUUGAAUGUAGAAGUAUUUAGGCAAACUGUGGCAAGUAAUGUUCUAGUAGGCUCCUAUUCAGUGUUAUCAAAUCAGGGUGGUUUGGUUCAUCCAAAAACAUCUAUACAGGACCAAGAUGAACUAUCAUCUUUAUUACAAGUGCCCCUUGUUGCGGGAACAGUAAAUAGAGGUAGCGAUGUUAUAGCUGCAGGAAUGGUUGUAAAUGAUUGGGUAUCCUUUUGUGGCAUGGAUACUACCUCCACAGAACUCUCAGUUAUUGAGAGUGUCUUUAAACUUAAUGAAGCUGCUCCAGCUGCUAUUACAUCAACCAUGCGUGCAUCGCUUAUAGAAAGUAUGUCUUAAAUAAAUUGAAACUCUCUAAGAGAGCAAGCACAGAUUGGUGGAUGUUAGAUUGUACUGUGUACAUGUACAUAAAUUCAAUAUUUAUGUUAUAGCGAUUUAUAAGUGGAUGCUGCAUUGUGAGCAACAUCAACUGCACCAAACACAUUUUCUGUAUAAUUCCAGCAAUAGAUUACUAUAGAACUGUAACAAGUUAUUUCGUACAGAAAUUUAUACAAAAUGCAUCAUUAAGUUCUGUCUGAUACCACCAAAGCAAUUUUUACUGUGUAACGUAAUUUUAAACUGUUCUGAAUGAAAAAGCAUUACAAACUGAAAGACAAAAUUUGAUAAUUACAUACAACAAAUGAUUACUUACCUCUUAUUACUCUUAAGAAUAAUUGCAUGAACUCUUACAUUAAGGUUGUCAAAAUAUUUUAAAUGUAUGAGUUUAUAAAUAUAACUGCAUAUAAAACGGAAAUAUUUUAUUGAAAUAUAUUUCAAUUGAUAAUCUCUUUGAAUAUAAACAUUUUUUGUGUCAAAAAAGUAAAUCAUUUUAAUUCUGACUCUAACUGUCUUAUAUAAUAAAUGAACUAUUGUAAACAACAUUGUGCGGACCAGCCUGCUAAUUAAAUUUAUUACAAAUAAAAAAGGGAGGGCAGCCUGGAUUCUAUGAAUUUUGAUUAACAAGACUAGAGUAAUGGUAAUUGUUCAGCAUGUAACAACUCGGAAGCAGCAGCAGAAUCUGCACACAUAACUAAUGUAAUACCUGCUUCGUAAGAUGCAGGAAUACGAAUGUGAGUUGUGCCAGUACUCGCAUUACUAAGUUGUCGUCUUUGAGUCAUUGCUUCUCGUACCAUAUUUACAACUUGCCCUAAUCAAGGAAACACAAAACAAUAGUUAUAUUUCACAGUAAUAGUUGUACAUAAAUAUGGAAAUUAAACAUACCGAGAACAUUGAGCUUUCGCCACUUUUGAUUCAUGGUAAUGAGUGGUGUUAGAUCUGUAUUAGCGUUCCAAUGGGCUAGAACAUCUGCUCUUCGUAUCAGCAAAAUACUAGGACUUACAAGUU
This is a messenger RNA of Nomia melanderi (Alkali bee), 1960 nucleotides long. RefSeq names its product eukaryotic translation initiation factor 6 (gene eIF6). Gene Ontology annotation, molecular function: ribosome binding. NCBI's taxonomy places the organism in Eukaryota, Metazoa, Arthropoda, Insecta, Hymenoptera, Halictidae. Gene Ontology annotation, biological process: cytosolic ribosome assembly. The record is from RefSeq and is a predicted model, not a curated record.